UCAAAGCAAUUUUGCCGCUCAAACUUUAACAUGAUAACAGGCGAAUUAUUUCACAUCGGAAAACGUGUUGUUUUUUUUGCUCUUUGAAACCGAAGUAAAUAACUCCCGAAAAAUGGGUUUAGACAACAAUAACAAGGAGUGCGAAUUGAAGGAGUCAUUGGCGGCGAUAAAAGAGUGUUUCGAAGGAGAAGAUGUGGUAGUUUCCGUUCGAAACCCGCCUGGGUAUAUCACACAUUUUCUUCCAAAUGAACAAAACAGAGAGAUUAUAUUGGUUUAUAAAAGCUUACCACCAGUUACUAAUAUGCCUUCUGCUGACCACCAAAAUGGCAGUGACUUCAUACAUUCAGCUGAAAUGUCAGGAAAUCCUUUAGAAGCUCCUUUUGGGGACGACACAAUUAAUGUAACGUUUAAUUUUAAUGAUGUUAUACAUACUGAAAGCGAAAUUAACAAACACUGUCCAUUAUCCGUGCUAAGCGCAAGAUAUUGCCUUAGCAUGUGCAACACAGACAUAAAACCUCCACUUCCAGUCUGGAUUUUAACCGAUUCAUCAGACCUGAACAAAACCGUUUUAUUGUCCACCGAACUCCAUAACGGUUGGAAUACUCGAUGUCAUGCUGUACAAAAUAAUGAUGACAUAACUAUCGAGUGUAUGCUGAAGUCUCACAUGAAGCACUCUUUUUUAAAAAACACUAACCAAAUUAAGUACCGUAGUAAGGUUAGUAGUACUUUUAACAAGAACUUGUCCUAUUGUAAGGACAAUUGCAAUGAAAUUUAUUCACAUACUAUGAUCAAAAUGAGUUGGGAUGAAUUGGUUGUCAAGCCUCCUUUGAAUUCAAAAACACUUGACGUCCAAGUUGUUACUAAAUGCCAUAUUGGAAGUGGCAGUGACGGCCUGGCCUUUUUCUGGAAUGAACUCCUUCUUUUGAACAGUGUUUUAGAGAUAAUUGAAAAUAAACAAUCAUUCAGAUUUCGAGAACAAACUGAACCAUACUUGCAAAUCCUUCAAAAACUGAAAAGUGAAUUAAAAAAGGAACCUCAGAUAACUAAAGAAAAUAUAAAAGCAUUGUUUGCCCCUGAUAUUUCAUUUAUUAUAGCAAAAGGAGAAACUGUUAAAACACUGGAAAACAUCCUCAAUACAUUCAUGUCAGUCAAUAGACCAAAUUUGGACACAACAGAUAAACUUUGGCAUUUAUUACUAACUUGUACGUGUAUAGAAGAUAUAUCGUUUUACAUAAAACAAGUUGAUGAGCUGAAUCAAAGCCUUUCACUAUUUGUGGGAAAUGGAAAUAUAUCCAGAUUUGCAACUGUCCUGCAAGGCGGACACGGGCACAUCUCAGAUGCUCUUGAAUAUUUCGUUGAGAUUGGUUUGGAAAAAUUGAGAAAACAAAUAUACUCAAUUUUCUCAGAAGCUAGAAUCGCCUCGCCAUUUUCACUGAAUACACCAAAAUAUCUGAGUUUUAGUAACGUUAAAGCCGCAAACUGGAUGGAAACAGCGAGAGGAUGGCUCAAUUGGAUCUGUAAGGUCUACAGUGCCUUAGAGUUGCUGAUAAACACGCAGAAAGCAUUGACCUUGCGCAAUGAAACAAUGGAAGGGCACGCUACCAAAUUGUUGGAAGAAAUCACCACACGCGAUUCCAAAGUCAAAGGGAUUCAGUGGAUAUUGGAAAAUAGAUACCAAGAAUUGAAAUGGCCAAUUAAAUCUCAGUUUAUCGAAAAACAAAUUAACAUGAUUUUUUUAAAUUUCAGAACACCCGAUUAUUGGAUGUUAGUUCUUGAGAGUUCCUUCAAAGAAUGCCAUCAUAUUAAGAGUAUAUUUACAAGAUCAAAUCAAACGGUAUUCCCAUCAAACAAUAUGAUAGAUUUAAAUAAAAGUAUUAACUUAAAUAAAACAGAUGUAUCAAUUUAUGAACAAAAGAGUAAUUAUUGGUUAGAAAUGCAUGCAAUUUCUAACAAAAUUUCAUAAUUAUUUGCAUGCUUAUUAAUUAUAGUGAAAAAAUGUCGAUGAAGAUUGUACUCUGAAUUGGACAAACCAAUUAUAUUAUAAUAAAUUAAUAUUAAGGCUUUAAAUAAAUUGUUUUUUUCUGAAGCAACCUCAUAUCAUUCAACAAAAUUGGUUUGAAUAACAAUGGGCUUAUUGUCUCAUGGGAGAAAAAAAAUUAUAAUUGUAAAAAAAGAAAAAAUAUAUUUAAUUAAAAAAAACAAAAAAA
Messenger RNA from Cimex lectularius (bed bug), 2207 nucleotides. RefSeq lists its product as uncharacterized. The transcript has 11 exons. Gene Ontology annotation, biological process: protein localization to kinetochore; mitotic spindle assembly checkpoint signaling. Lineage: Eukaryota; Metazoa; Arthropoda; Insecta; Hemiptera; Cimicidae. The coding region runs from base 113 to 1963 and encodes 616 amino acids. Gene Ontology annotation, cellular component: RZZ complex. The record is from RefSeq and is a predicted model, not a curated record.